Molecule: messenger RNA, 1995 nt
Organism: Chrysochloris asiatica (Cape golden mole)
Lineage: Eukaryota; Metazoa; Chordata; Mammalia; Afrosoricida; Chrysochloridae
Gene: ZFP91
Product: ZFP91 zinc finger protein
Exons: 11
Coding region: 1-1716 (571 amino acids)
Biological process (GO): regulation of transcription by RNA polymerase II
Cellular component (GO): nucleus
Source: RefSeq, a predicted model, not a curated record
AUGCCGGGGGAGACGGAAGAGCCGAGACCCCGGGAGAAGCAGGACCAGGACGGGGGAGAGGCGGCGGCGGCUAAGGCGGCUCCAGAGGAGCCCCAGCAGCGGCCUCCCGAGGCGGCGGCGGCGGCGCCUGCGGGAACCACGAGCAGCCGCGUGUUGAGGGGAGGCCGCGACCGGGGCCGGGCCGCUGCGGCCGCCGCCGCCGCUGCAGUGUCCCGCCGGAGGAAGGCCGAGUACCCGCGCCGGCGGAGGAGCAGCCCCAGCGCCAGGCCUGCCGACGCCCCAGGGCCGCAGUCCCAGGCCGCGAAGCCCCCGUCUCCAGCUCAGGGCAAGAAGAGUCCGCGACUCCUAUGCGUAGAAAACGUAACAACGGAUAAAGGUCCCAAGGAGGAGAAAGAGGAAGAAGAAGAUUCUACCCUCCCUCAGGACAUCUCCAUUUCAACGCGGCCUACCCGGGGCUGGCGCAGUAGUAGCAGGACAGCUGCCUCUCGCCAUCAAGACACAGAGAACACCCGAAGUUCUAGGUCCAAGACAGGUUCAUUGCAGCUCAUCUGCAAGUCCGAACCAAACACAGACCCGCUUGAUUAUGAUGUUGCAGAAGAGCAUCAGUCUCUGGGUGGCAUUAGUAGUGAAGAGGAAGAGGAGGAAGAAGAGAUGUUAAUCAGUGAAGAGGAAAUACCAUUCAAAGAUGACCCAAGAGAUGAGACCUACAAACCCCACUUAGAAAGAGAAACCCCAAAGCCACGGAGAAGAUCAGGGAAGGUCAAAGAAGAAAAAGAGAAGAAAGAAAUUAAAGUGGAAGUAGAGGUAGAAGUGAAGGAAGAAGAAAAUGAAAUUAGGGAGGAUGAGGAGCCUCCUAGAAAGAGAGGAAGAAGGCGAAAAGACGACAAAAGUCCCCGGUUACCCAAAAGGAGAAAAAAGCCUCCGAUUCAGUAUGUCCGUUGUGAGAUGGAAGGAUGUGGAACUGUGCUUGCGCACCCACGCUAUCUGCAGCACCACAUUAAAUAUCAGCAUUUGCUGAAGAAAAAAUAUGUAUGUCCUCAUCCCUCCUGUGGACGACUCUUCAGGCUCCAGAAGCAACUUUUACGGCAUGCCAAACAUCAUACAGAUCAAAGGGAUUACAUCUGUGAAUAUUGUGCUCGGGCCUUCAAGAGUUCGCAUAAUCUGGCAGUGCACCGGAUGAUUCACACUGGCGAGAAGCCAUUACAAUGUGAGAUCUGUGGAUUUACUUGUCGGCAAAAGGCAUCCCUGAAUUGGCACAUGAAGAAGCAUGACGCAGACUCCUUCUACCAGUUCUCUUGUAAUAUCUGUGGCAAAAAAUUUGAGAAGAAAGACAGCGUGGUGGCGCACAAAGCAAAAAGCCAUCCUGAGGUGCUGAUUGCAGAAGCUCUGGCUGCCAAUGCAGGCGCUCUCAUCACCAGCACUGAUAUCUUGGGCACUAACCCAGAGACCCUCACACAGCCGGCAGAUGGGCAGGCUCUUCCUCUUCUCCCUGAGCCCUUGGGAAACUCCCCCUCUGGAGAGUGCCUGCUGCUCGAUGCCGAAGGGAUGUCCAAGUCUUACUGCAGUGGAACGGAACGGGUGAGCCUCAUGGCCGAUGGGAAGAUCUUUGUGGGAAGUGGCAGCACUGGGGGCACUGAAGGGCUGGUCAUGAACUCGGAUCUCCUCGGUGCUACCACAGAGGUUCUCAUUGAAGAUUCAGACUCGACUGGACCUUAGUGGGAGGGAAGACUUUGUAUUUAAAGAGAAAAAGGACAAAAAAACAAACAAACAAAAAACUUAAGCAUUUAAAAUCUAGUAAAAUAACUGAAGGGCCUGUUCUUUUUCCAUUGUGGAUCACAGCACAUAAAAAUACCCAUCCCUAUUCUCCUUGUCCCCUUUAUAAAAUUUAAUGCUGCAUUUACCAGAAAGGUGGACAAAAAAAAGUUCUUACAAUACAUCAAGUUAUCCUCAUCCUCGGUUCCAGCCAGGCAGAUUUCCUGCAGAUCUCUUCCAACC